This is a messenger RNA of Knipowitschia caucasica, 969 nucleotides long. The record is from the annotation of a GenBank genome assembly. Lineage: Eukaryota; Metazoa; Chordata; Actinopteri; Gobiiformes; Gobiidae.
AUGAAACCUGGGGGUAACUCUAACCUGGGGACCUGCGUGGAUCGUGGGACAUGCAGAGAUCUAGUCGCACAGCUCCGCGUUCCGCCGCCUGACUCUACGGCCGCUACCGACACACGGAACUGCCCUCGCGGAAGGUUAAUCAUGACGGAGUAUAAGCUGGUUGUGGUGGGAGCUGGUGGUGUUGGGAAGAGCGCUCUUACUAUCCAACUCAUCCAGAAUCACUUUGUGGAUGAAUACGACCCGACCAUCGAGGACUCUUACAGAAAGCAGGUGGUGAUCGAUGGAGAGACAUGUCUCCUGGACAUCCUGGACACUGCAGGUCAGGAGGAGUACAGCGCCAUGAGAGACCAGUACAUGAGGACAGGGGAAGGCUUCCUCUGUGUCUUUGCCAUCAACAACAUCAAGUCCUUUGAGGACAUUCACCACUACAGAGAGCAGAUCAAGCGGGUGAAGGACUCUGAAGACGUCCCGAUGGUGUUAGUAGGAAACAAGUGUGACCUCCCGUCCCGGUCCGUGGACACCAAGCAGGCUCAGGACUUAGCACGCAGCUACGGCAUUCCCUUUAUCGAGACCUCAGCCAAAACCAGACAGAGGGUGGAGGAUGCCUUUUACACUCUGGUGCGGGAGAUCAGGCAGUACCGCCUCAAUAGGCUCUGCAAGGAAGAAAAGACCCCGCGCUCGCGCCGUGACGGUUCUCUGGGUUCUGCGGGCUCUUGUGGGCUCUUGUGGGCUCCUGCGGGCUCCUGCGGGCUCUUGUGGGCUCUUGUGGGCUCCUGCGGGCUCCUGCGGGCUCUUGUGGGCUCUUGUGGGCUCCUGCGGGCUCCUGCGGGCUCUUGUGGGCUCUUGUGGGCUCCUGUGGGCUCCUGCGGGCUCUUGUGGGCUCUUGUGGGCUCCUGUGGGCUCCUGCGGGCUCCUGCGGGCUCCUGCGGGCUCCUGCGGGUUCCUGCGGGGUUCUUCUGGUGUAAUUGA